Danio rerio (zebrafish) is the source of this 3816-nucleotide messenger RNA. Lineage: Eukaryota; Metazoa; Chordata; Actinopteri; Cypriniformes; Danionidae. The record is from RefSeq and is a predicted model, not a curated record.
CUGCAGGAAUCUCAGCAUCACUACCACAGCUGGAGCACAGUGUCUUUUUUAGACAUUUAGAUUUUGCUAUAUUUACAAAGACCCAACAUGGAAAGACAAACUUUAACAUAUAUCAAUUUUUAGGUCUGUGCUCUGUUUUUGGAGUAGAUUUUUUUGGAGCAAUAGAAGUAUUUCCUCUUCCAUUUUUUUGUUAUUCACCUGAGUUUUGAAUAUUUACAAAAAUCAUGCUACUGGAGAAGAUUUUGCAUUGUUUUCUUCUCCUUUGGAGUUUUAUUUUGACUGUGACAGCAUUUCACCCAGCUGCAAAUCUAUAUAGUUUCUACUCUGGACCUCAACCACAGUCUAACUCGGAGAAACCAACGGCCAGGCACAAGAACCACUGUGCAUAUGUUGUGGAGAAGACUGUCUCGUUCACUGUUCAGGAUGGAGCAGCUCCCUUCAUGAAGGCAAUGAAGUGUGCUUGGGGUCAGAAAUGCCCAACUACAAAGUAUCGUAUGUAUUACAAACCAAUGUAUAAAGUUGCAUAUAAAACUGUAACUGAGCUGGAAUGGAAGUGCUGUCCUGGAUAUACAGGUGUCGGUUGUACUGAGGGAUAUGGAAUGAAAGCAAGGCCCCUUUUCAAUGGACCAAUGCCUGCACAAAAGGGUCCUAUGCCUCCUUUUAAAGGACAAAUGCCAAUGCAAAAAGGCCCUAUGCCUCCUUUUAUAGGGCCUAUGCAUAUGCAGAAAGGUCCCUCAUCUCCUUUUAAAGGACCCAUGCCAAUGCAGAAAGGUCCUAUGCCUCCUUUUAAAGGGCCCAUGCCAAUGCAGAAAGGUCCUAUGCCUUCAUUUAAAGGUCCAAUGCCUAUACAGAAAGGUCCUAUGCCUUCCUUUAAAGGUCCAAUGCCUAUGCAGAAAGGUCCAAUGCCUUCAUUUAAAGGUCCAAUGCCUAUGCAGAAAGGUCCCAUGCCUUCAUUUAAAGGACCGAUGCCAAUGCAGAAGGGUCCAGUGCAUUCAUUUAAAAGGCCUAUGUCUGCACAGAAAGGUCCAAUGCCCUCUUAUAAACGUCCAAAUGCAUCUCAAAAGGGACACAUACCUUCAUAUAAAGGACAGUAUCCCCAUCCCAAUGUCAAUGGAAACCCCUGGAUUCAGCCUCAAGCUCCAACUAAUGGCAUAAUUGGAUAUCCAGUUCCUAAUACUGGGCCGUCCUCCCAAGAUCCUCCAAUUGAAUCUUACCCAGAGCACCAGGAACCGGAAGUAGAUUAUCCUGAACCCGUGAUUGAACCUCAAGACCUUGGCCAUGAUAUAAUCCCAGAAGAGAAUGAACCAGUUACUGACUACCAGGAUCCUCAGCCAGAUCAUCAAACUUCCACAACAGUAGAGAGUGAGACAGAGCCUAUUCGCAAUGCACAAGUGCCCUCUGGUGGGAGUGAAACAAACCAAGAACAUGAUGACAACAAUAUUGAAGAUGAGCGGUUGGACAGGAUAGAAGAGGAUGUGCAACGACUUUCUCUUGGUCUUGAGACUCUCCGAGGUACAGUGACAGGUUUGGAGGACAGCUUGCGUGCUUCCCUUCGUGAAGAUGCCAAUAGGAUGUUAACUGCCCUGAUUUCUGCAGCACCCAGCCCUAUCUCUGCUCCUUCCUUGUCUAGAGACUCUACUGUGGGCUUUGGAGAUCUACCUGGAGGUGCACCGGAUAUUGAGGGAUCAGAUGUGGUGGGACACUUUCCAAACUUGGUCGAUUUAACUGAAAAGGUUACAGAGCUGCGAGCAGAACUUGUGGCAAAGUCAUCUGAGCUGGAAAAAUUGAGAGGAGCAGUUGUGAGUCAAAACACCACCCUUCAAAGACUAUCAGGUGGGUCAGUGAACCUUAAUCAAACUGAAAUCCAAAAGGCCCUGGAAACAAUGGUGGAGUCCAAAAUGAGUGAAGCUCGGGUCACCAUAUUAGAUGGCUUUGAAAAACGAGUGGAAAGUGCAGAGGAGCGAUGCGAGAGUCGAAUGGCAGAGGUGCGACUCCAAUGCAAAGAGGAAAGUUUAGAUGGACAAGAUCAGAUUGAGCAAGUCCUAGACAUAAGGGCUGAAAGAUUGAGGGCAGAACUACAAAAGCUGCAGGCUCAGCUUCAAGACCUGGAGCCUGAAGAGGGUUGCUGCAUUGCCAUAUCAGGUCUAACUGAAAGGGUCAUUUAUAUGGAGCAGUCAGUGGAAGGUUUGAAUGAAUCCCAAACACACCUACGUGCUGAAAUUGGUGGACACAAGGACCAUAUAGAUGGCAUGUUGGAAGGCCGACUGGCUUAUGUGGAAUCCAAAUUGAAUAUUGCAUUCAAUCAAGAGGAAACAAACAUUAACAAAAGUGAGCCUGAUAACCUGGAGGUGCAAUUGGAAGGGAAGAUUAAAGCUCUUGAAACCCGUCUCUUGGCAGCAGUAGAAGAGCUCGGUAAUGUCACAGCACCAACUUUACUCGAAGGUCAAGCUGUUCCUUCACUGGAAACAGAGGUAGAAUUGUUAAGAAGAAGAGUUGAGGAUGAUUUGGACCAUCUACAGAAACAGCUCAAAUCCAUGGAGGUUCUUUGUACUUCAGCUUGUGUUCCACAGCCUGUUCUAACAGGAUAUGCAGCUCCAUUGGCUACCGAUGAGGACAAACACGAAGACAACCUUAAAGAAAUGAAUGAGAAACUUGAUUUACAAGUGCAGAAAUUAAACAACCUCAAUGCCACUCUAUAUAAUCUUCUUGUACAGUUAGCAAAGAAACAGGAGGAGGUGGAUCUUCAAGGAGAGGUGACCCUACUUAAGGUCACUGUGAACUCUGUUAACAGGUCUAUCUGUGGCUUGCAAGACUCUCUUGGCUCUGUGAUCAAAGAGGUCGGCCACACCAACCUUACCUGGCAGGAAAGAGAGGAAAGGCUUGCCCAGCAGGUAAAAGGAGUGGUUCAGCUGGUGGGACGACAAGCUUCCAUGUUGGGUACUGGGGAGCGAAAGCUGACCCGUCUGAAGGGGGAACUCCACGAUCUGCGACGUAAAGUUGCUGGAGAGCUACAGGGUUGCCGCUCCACUGCCCUCGGUGUCCAGAAGGAAGUGACCGAAGUCGGAGGUCGUGUUGCCCGUGUGGAGGGUCAGUGUGGAGGCCUAGCACACCUGUCCGAUGACCUAGAGAGAAUUCGAGGAGAGCUGGAGAAGCAGUCUGAUGGGUAUCUGUCUCACGUAAAUAGCACCCUUGUUAACCAUUCUCACCAACUGUCCGAACUCAGAGAUAGCAUCCAAAACUGCACUGGAACUUCUGGGCCUUCUAAGAUUGUGGCGACUACACAACAAACAGCAGAACAACACACAACAGAACCAACCCAUCCUAGAGGAGACCAGUUUGCAGUCCCCACACAGCACAAGGGUGACUAGUAAAUCAAGUGCACUUUAUAAUGUGCAGCCUAUAAUCAAGACUUAUACUAUUAUAUAGUAUCUUUCUCAGGAGACUCUUCUCUCAACAACUUCUUUUGUAUGAUCAAUGCUGAAAUGCAACUUGAAAUUCCUUGUCUGUGGUGCUACUGUUUUGUACUGUUUUUAUAUCCCCUCCAAUGAGCUAUUAUAUACCAUUUUUAGUGUUUAUGGGUAUAUACAAUGUUGUGCUGUGUUUUGUGAAUAUUUUUAUAUCAAUUGGAUGUCUGUAUGUAGGUUUUGUUUUUAAUAAGAGAGACUGUUGAGCUCAUAUAGAAUAUUCAAUAUUUCUGAAACAGGCCAGUCAAUCUUUGUGAAUUUUUUUUUAUUUUUUACCUCGUUAAUACUUUUGUGUUUGUACUUCAAUAAAUUGUUUGUCAAAGCUGGUGCUUAAUAAAAUGUUGAAAUCUCA